GUUUCCAAGAGGCUCUUCUAAACAAAUUCUCCCUCGUUAGUUUUUUCCCUCAUUUCCUUCAGUUCCUUGCUUCCUUCCUAAAUACUUCUAUUCACUAUUGACUCUUGUCCGAUCCUUAUUGCUAGUGGUACCGAUCAUAUAUUCAUAUUCCCGCUUCUCCCAAAAAAAAAAAAUAAUAAAUAAAUAAAUAAAUAAACUCAAAACGCUCCUCUCAUCUCUCCUCCCCAAAUGGCUUCACCGCCACCGCCGCCGCCGGAAGUGGUGGUGAACAAUCGAUUUCUAGGGUUUCUAAUAUGGCAAUCCAUAACCUCAAGUGCCAUUUUUAUCCUUUUCAAAACUUUUGUUCUUUCACCUCUUGCUAAGACUAACACUAAUCUUUCACUAUCCCUCUUUGCUUUCCUAAAUUUUCACUUGUCCCACUUAUUAUUCUCUGCUUCAAUUUUUAUGCUUUCAUCUCCACAACCAUAUUCGCCGGCCUCGCCUCUCCAGCUCGCCGCCGCCUUCCUCCGUUUCCUUUUUGUCUCCGGCGAUUCCUUCUCUUCCCAUGAUUUCCGCCGACGCGCUAACCUUUCUCUUAGAUUUCUUGUUUUCGUGGUGGCAACUGCUAUUUCGGGCUUUCUCUCUUUAACAUGCGUUUGUGCGUUUGACCGGCUUAGGAGUUUUGGUUUUGGUGUUGGAUUGGUAUAUGCUUUCUUUUACAUUUUUAAGCAGCGAUGGGUCUUGGAGUUUCCAAUUAUUCAGAGACCCCCUUUCUACAGCUUCAAGAUGAGGUUUCCUUUGGCUAUUAAACAAGCUUUAAAGCUUUCUUGUACAGCUUACCUGUUUUCAGCAAUGUUGCUAGUAUUUGUCCCAUAUCAGUUUAAGAGUUAUGUGACAAUGCGGAAGUUUAUCGGUGAGCAAAUCAACCUAUUGUUUGGGAGCUUUUCUGUGUUUUUAUGUUGGGAAUUAAGUCACAAUUUACAUCAGGUUCUACAUACAAAGAGAUUCGUAUUUGCUCCACCGAAAGGAUCAGCAGCGGCGGAAACAAAUCCCAGUGAGCCUCUCCUUGCAGCUUUAGAGGAGAGCGUCCCAGGUUCUCUUCCACAGUCUCUUGCGUACCUUGAUCUCUCUAUGGUUUGUGAGAAUAAUGUUGAUACUUGGCGACGAGCUGCAUUCUUUGAAGAAACUGGUGAGACUUACAAAAGAGUUGUAGCUGUAUGCUUGAGGCCUCUGGAGCAGCUUCCAUCUACCCUAGGUGAAGGCUUUGAAACUAAUUCUGCUGAUAAGGCUUACCAGCAAUCCAAUCAAUUGCAAUCACAAUCUGAUUUGCAACUAGAUCAAAAGUAUUAUGAACCACUGAACAACUUCCAGCAAUGUGCAUGGUGUGCAAGAGCCGUUGCUGCCUUAACUGCCCGUUCACAUGAGGAGGAUAGGUUUGGGGUUGCUCAACUGUCUGGUAGCAAUGCUGCAGUUAUCUCAACACUUAUAUCUUGCCUGAUUGCUGUCGAAUCACUCAUGGGGAAGAAGACAAAUGUGCAGACCCCUCAUCAGUUGAUGGGGCCAGCAGGUAUUAAAUGGGCAACUCUAAACACAGGAAGACGAGACCUUCUGGUGACUAAAAAGAAAAGUGGCCCAAUACAUCCAAAAGCAUACGCCAUGGCGGAUGUGCUGAGGACUUCAAUUUACAGUAUUGUAUCCGCUUUUCACUAUGAAAUGCUUGCUAGUGACAAAGCAGGCCUUCUUGAAAAGGAUUGGCUUAUUUGUGGCAAGCCUCUUUUUGGUACAAAUGAGCUGCUCCUACAGAAACUGCGCCUUUUCCUGGAUUUUCGAGCUAGUUAGUUGCUUGCUUCUUUAGGCUAAGCUGCCUCUUUAUUUUCCCAUUGCUUCAGUCACAAAGAAAACAACUUUAAAGAUAUGGGUAAGUUUGUCAAACUGGAGUUAUUUGCAAUAUUGAACCAGUAUUUUGAUUUUUGCUUUGGAGGGUUGAAUGAUAGUGCCAGUUAUUUUGCAUUAUUGGUAGACCAUGCAAGCAACGAUGUUAAGUUCAAGUGUAGAAUGAUCACCUUCAAAUGUUUAGAUCGAUCGAAGAUUGAGGAUAAAGUGGCUAAUGGUAUGUUUGAGUAGACAUUGGGUAGAUCAGAAAAAUUUUGUGUAUCAAGUUUAAUGAAGUGAUUCUUAUAGUAAUAGUGACUUGAGAAGAAGUUAGGUAAAUUUUAAUAGAUUGAGUUCAGGAUUUUGUUUGCAGAUGGAUGUCCAAAGUUUUUGGUAUUUUCCAGGAUAAUGCCUUUAUUCUAGUAUUGUGUUUUCAAAUGGAA
Jatropha curcas is the source of this 2294-nucleotide messenger RNA. RefSeq names its product nucleoporin protein Ndc1-Nup protein. Gene Ontology annotation, cellular component: nuclear pore transmembrane ring. Gene Ontology annotation, biological process: nuclear pore organization. Gene Ontology annotation, molecular function: protein-macromolecule adaptor activity. NCBI's taxonomy places the organism in Eukaryota, Viridiplantae, Streptophyta, Magnoliopsida, Malpighiales, Euphorbiaceae. The record is from RefSeq and is a predicted model, not a curated record.